This is a messenger RNA of Paramecium octaurelia, 523 nucleotides long. The record is from the annotation of a GenBank genome assembly. Lineage: Eukaryota; Ciliophora; Oligohymenophorea; Peniculida; Parameciidae.
CUUCUGCCAAUUAUUUACAUGAGCUGUCCCUUAUGAAUAUGAUAGCCCAGGUUGAUCGUAAUCAUAAAUGUAUAAAACUGUAUAAUUAUUAAAUUUUAGUGAGAUUUGUCCACCAAUUGAAUGAGAGUAAUGAUAUCUUAGGAAGUAUAUUCUUAGUUUAAUCAUAAUCUUAGAGAAAGAAAUUAUUGAUAAUUGAGGAAAAACAAUUUAUUCAUUGUAAAAAAAGGGACCUGCUACUUUUUAAUUUCCAAUUUAUAUUAUCCUCAAAGAGUUAUCAUCAACGAUUGAAUAAUAUUUGUCUUUGAUUAUGUAGAAGAGAUAAGAGUCGAAAUCUCCAACUAAGUCAUUAAACAAUAAAUGUGAAGUGCCAAUUUGACAUACUCCAUUUUAAUCUGGAACAUAUCCAUUAGGACAAGAAUUUAAACAUUAUAUAUUAGAAGUUUCUAAUUAAAACAAAGAAUCUCUUUGUUCUCCGAUAAAGUUGCAAAGACACUACCCUUUAAUUAAUUGGAGAUUAUCUUUG